Molecule: messenger RNA, 1920 nt
Organism: Pogona vitticeps (central bearded dragon)
Lineage: Eukaryota; Metazoa; Chordata; Lepidosauria; Squamata; Agamidae
Gene: TMEM215
Product: transmembrane protein 215
Source: RefSeq, a predicted model, not a curated record
GUAAUUCCUUCCCGUAGCCGCGGUCUUCGUUGUUGUUGCUGCCGCCCCCUUCCUCCCCCACUUUAUUUUUAUUUACAAGGGCUCGGCGUGCCUCUCCCCGCUUUGGUGCUCUCCGGCCUGGGAUCCAAAGGAGAGCAGCAGCAGCAGCCAGAGAAGCCCACGGGACUGCACGUGUAAGAUUGCAAGGGGAGGCGAAGCACGGCGGUAAGGCUGAUUGCAAGAGGAGCGGUGGCGGGAAAGGGAGACCCGCUGCGCAGAGGGCAGGAGAGGAGGCGCGCCGCUAUGUCGGGCCAAGCGGAGCCGUGCUCCGGCUUCCACGAGACCCCUGCCCGGGAAGCCCUGCCUGCCUGAGGGAAGCCGGGAGCCCGGAGGCGCCCACUUUGCCCGCUUGCGAGGCUGCUCCCGCUGCCUCCUUACUCUUCCCCACCCCACCCUUUUCCUUCCUCCGAAGGAGACUCUUGAGGGGACGGAGCCCUUUUCCUGCUUCCCGCUUUGUUAUUUGCUUCGUGAAGUCAAAAGGGCGCCAAAUGACCUAAGCGGCUCCGGUCCGCCAUGCGCCCCGACGACAUCAAUCCUCGGACUGGACUGGUGGUGGCUUUGGUCAGCGUGUUCCUGGUCUUCGGCUUUAUGUUCACGGUGUCGGGGAUCAAAGGGGAGACUCUGGGGGACAUCCCUCUCCUGGCCAUCGGGCCGGCCAUCUGCUUGCCCGGCAUCGCCGCCAUCGCCUUGACGAGGAAAACCGACGGCUGCACCAAGUGGCCCGACCACCGCUGCUGCCCGCCUUGCGCCUGCUGCUGCCGGAAGAAGCCCAAGGACAAAGAUGUCCUGGAGCUGCUGAGGACGCCGUCGGACCUGGAGUCCGGCCGGGGCAGCUGCGACGAGCUGGCCCAGAAAGCCUUCGGGGCCCCCAAGGCGCCGAAGGGCAGCGGCGCCCGAGGUGGCGGCGGCGGCGGGGACGACUCGCUCUCGACUUGCACCACCGUCACCACCUCCGCCACCGGGGAGUUCAAGAGCUUGGCGCCCAAAGUGGACCAGGAGGAGAUGCUGAGGUACUUGGAGAACUGCUACCCGGAGAUGCCUGGGAAUGUAUUUGUGGCCGAGGCCACCCCAUACGACAACAGUGCCUUAGAGAAAGGGCGGGAAUCGCCCUGCUUGGAAGGGGUGGUGGCCGCCACAUGCCCGCCGGAGGCAGAGGCGGCCGCGCAAGAGGACACGGAGGACAACGUGUUCGUCGCCCCUAGCGACAGCAUCAUCGUCUGCUCCUACCGGGAGAACAGCCCUUACGACAGGUACUGUUGUUAUAUAAACCCCAGCGAAGAAAUCUGCUCGGAUCACGAGGCGAUCGUUUGAACUGACCCUCGGAUGGGAGUCAGGAUGGAAGCACCACUUUCUUUAUUCCAGUUGGGUCGGUUCCUCCAGAUCCCUUUCUUUAAAAAACAAAAACAAACCACGCCAAGAACAACACAAAAUUGACUAUGUAUUUCGAGCAAUCCUCGUAAUAAACACUUCUGGCUCUUUUUAAGUAAUAAUAAUAAUAAUAAUAACUGGCUGAUCAUGCACUGCAUGGGACAAUAUUCUUAGCUGUUAACUUUAAGAACAUGGUAUGUGACUGAUAACUUAAACCUUCCGUGCCUGAAAUACUUGAUUUUACUUUGACUUUUUGGGGGUUCCUGUUAAAAGGUAAAUAAUCAGCAUGCCUUUUUUUAAAAAAAUGAGGAUUUGUAUUGUAAGGAGGGAAUGUAUCCUUAUUUGUUUUGUUAUAGUACAGGUUUUGUUUGAAGGGUAAAAAUUCCAGCCCACUGCUAAAGGUGGGGCAGGAAUUGAAUGUGUGAAGUUUUGGAAACAAAGGCUCUUCCCCUCUCUGAACUUACCCAAGCUCUGAGAGGAGCUGAGAGGCAGUUCUCUUUUAAGAUUCUUAAG